UCUAAAGGAUUUAGAGCUGAAUUCACCAUCACAUUCGAGGCACACACACGCGCACACACACCUGCUGUGGAUAUGCCGUUCACUGUUGUGCUGGAUGGACCUGCACCGUGGGGCUUUCGACUUAUUGGAGGACGGGACUUCAGCCAACCCCUCACCGUCGCCAAAAUAUCACCAGGAAGUAAAGCUUCCAGAGUCAACCUGUCUCCUGGAGACAUCAUCUUAGCGAUAGAUGGAGUUUCUGCAGAAAACAUGAUGCACUCUGAGGCUCAGAGUCUAAUCAAAGAUGCCACCUAUCAGCUCACACUUACUGUUGAGAGACCAGGGACUAAGCUGUGGUCACCAAUUGUUACUGAACACAACAAAAGCCAUCCAUUUAAAGCUAACCUAGAGGCAGAGAGACAAGAGUACAGUCCAAUAGGAACGGGUCAUAAUCGAAAGGCUUCGCCCUUUGUGGCCGCAGCCAACAUAGAUGACACACGUCAGGUGGUGAGCCCAACCUACAACUCUCCUAUUUGCCUUUAUUCUUCAGGCAAUAUCCAGGAUGCCUUACACGGACAACUCAAGGGCCUCAUCCAUAACAAACCAGGAAGUCCCAGGAAGCUUAACAAUAUAGAGGAGUCUGAUGUAUAUCAGAUGCUGCUGAGAAAUCAAGAUGAGGAUCAACCCCAUGAACCGCGACAGUCGGGAUCUUUUAAAGCCUUACAGAGCUACAUCGACAGUGAGGGUACACGUCCGUUAGUGACAAGGAAAGUCCGUGCCCCAAUGACCAAGACAUCUGCUCCUGCGGGAAACUUGCACAAGCUACCAAUGUGUGAUAAGUGUGGUAACGGCAUAGUUGGGACGGUUGUGAAGGUUCAAGAUAAGUUUCGUCAUCCAGACUGUUUUGUAUGCACCGAAUGUGAAGAAAACUUAAAGCAGAAAGGAUACUACUUCAUAGAUGAUGAGUUGUACUGUGAAAUCCAUGCUCAUGCCCGGGCAAAACCUCCUGAGAGUCCAGACCUUUGACCUUCACAUUGUUCUUUUGAUUACAUGAGGGCACCAACUAAAAAUCAACUACUCAGUGCAUGAACAUCUUGUUUUAACCACAGACAUAAAGUUUUACCACAAUUCAUGUGAACCAGUUACUGAGAGACACAUUUAUGGAGAGUGCAUUGUCAUGUCAUGUGUGCUGGGAUGCAGUAUUUUGCACUUACUUUGUAGACAUAGGGUGUGUUGACUGAAAUAAAUUUGUAUGAAUAAAGAUUUUGUUUUUGGAGAAUUAACAUCUCUUAUCAGUUUUCCUGACACAUGAAACAUAAAGUCUAACAAGAUUCAGAACAAAUUGUUUUG
Messenger RNA from Labeo rohita (rohu), 1329 nucleotides. It is a transcript of the gene pdlim3a, whose product is annotated as PDZ and LIM domain 3a. The coding region runs from base 73 to 1005 and encodes 310 amino acids. Gene Ontology annotation, biological process: actin cytoskeleton organization; muscle structure development; heart development. Gene Ontology annotation, molecular function: muscle alpha-actinin binding; actin binding. The record is from RefSeq and is a predicted model, not a curated record. The transcript is spliced from 7 exons. Lineage: Eukaryota; Metazoa; Chordata; Actinopteri; Cypriniformes; Cyprinidae. Gene Ontology annotation, cellular component: adherens junction; filamentous actin; stress fiber.